Messenger RNA from Pelagomonas calceolata, 799 nucleotides. NCBI's taxonomy places the organism in Eukaryota, Pelagophyceae, Pelagomonadales, Pelagomonadaceae. The record is from the annotation of a GenBank genome assembly.
GGGGCGCUGCGGCACCACGUUGCGCCCUGGUUUCUAGCACCCGAGCGUAAGUUCGCGAGCAGCGCUUUGGAUUUAUCAUCUCUACAACGUGCUUGGUCUGUGCUAGGACGGGCGAAACGCAGUUGCAUCCGUAGCCUCACAAGCCAGGAGGGCAAGCAGGGCAAGGAUGUGCCGCGCCCCGCCGAAGCUUGUGACAGUAAAACACGCCGUCGACGGCCCCUACGCCGCCGCGCUCCGCAGCGACGCCUACCGGCUGAGUUGCGGCACCUUUGCGGUCUUCACGGUACUCUCGCUGUUGUACAGACGCGACGAGAUGAGCACGGAGGCGUUAAUACAUGCGUGUAUUGGACCGUUGCAGUCCUACGCGUCGUACAUGGGCGACGUCCAUCUGUUGGGACGAGGGCACAACUACUGGCCGGAUUUAGUAUUGGCGCCCCUCGUGUCGUUGUGGGCGAUGAAGCUCUACGGCGCGCUGCCGGCCUUCCGGCGGAGCGCGGGGUUUUCCGUGUCGUGCUUCGCGCUCGCCUUGUAUCGCAACCACAAAUGUAGAGCGGACGACUGGGUGCUUUUCCAUAUUUUCUGGCACGCGCUGCCCCUGACGUUGUACGCGGGGCUGUUUGUUGAUGGUCCCGACGUUUUGAUAGCCAAAGGGUUAUGUGUGGCAUUGCUGGUGCUGCAAGCCACGUCGUCGAACCGCCUCGCGCCGAAACUCCGAAGACCAUGACCACGAUCGCUCGCUCGCCGUUUUUUUCGUAACAACAAGACUAGUUAACAUUUCGCGCCCCACGCCAUCGACGCG